UAGAAAAAAUAAAAAAAUCAUAGCUAAUCUGUACCCACAGAUUACUAAUAUGUACCCACAGUUUACUAAUCUGUACCCACAGAUUACUAAACUGUACCCACAGUUUAGCAAUCUGUACCCACAGAUUAAUAAUCUGUACCCACAGGUUAAUAAUCUGUACCCACAGUAUAGCAAUCUGUACCCACAGAUUACUAAUCUGUACCCACAGUUUAGCAAUGACCCGAAUAACUGUAGUCGCCAAUGUUUGGCAGGGACUCAAAACGCCGAGGGACCGACCGAGCAAGCACCUGCACCUUUUGCCCUCGGCGGACAAAGGGGUUUUAAAAGGUAACUAUUGCAAAUUUUCUUUGGUAGCCGUCUACAUUUUCAGGUGUCAUCAAUCAAUAUGGCAUGUUGUGUGUUAGUAGCCGCUAAUGUGGCUACUAAAAAUAGCUAACUGACAAAUGAACACUACUUGAAUUAAGCACGCACGGACACGACAGCAGCACAGAAAAUUUGCAAACACAACAUGCCAUAUUGAUUGAUGACACCUGAAAGACGCCUACCCAAAAAAACGUGAAAUGGUUGCUUUUUAAAACCUCUUUGUUCGCCGAGGGCAAAUGGUUCAGAUGCUUGCUCGGUCGAACCCUCAGCGUUUGGACUCGGAGUCCCCGCCAAACAUUGGUGACUACUGUUUCCGGGUCAUUGCUAAACUGUGGGUACAGAUUAGUAAACCGUGGGUACAGAUUAGUAAACUGUGGGUACAGUUUAGUAAACUGUGGGUAAAGAUUAGUAAUCUGUGGGUACAGUUUAGUAAACUGGGUACAGUUUGCUAAUCUGUGGGCAGAUUACUAAACUGUACCCACAGAUUAGUAAACUGUGGGUACAGAUUAGCUAUGAUUUUUUAUUUUUUCUAUCCUGGCACCCGGGGGGCUCCGUAGUUUGGCUCCAUGUAACCCAUCAGAUUAUGUAACUGCUCACAUAAAAUGUAUUCUCUUCAACUGCCAUUUUAGUUUCCCUAUGUUACCAUUUUUCUUCAAUAAAAAUCUACUCGACUGUUGAUUGAAUAAAGUGAUUUGCAACUCUUGUGCAAGGUAAAUUUCACUAGGGCAGCGCUAAAGAGCCGCGGGUUGCUAAAAUAAGCAGCACCUGACUGCAAUCAACUGAUUACACUUGUAAAACACCAGAUUGGUGAAAAAGGUGUGGUCUUAUUUUGUUGGAAUGAAAUCCAGUACGCACUGCAGCCCUAUGUAGAAUUGACAAAAGUGAGUACACCCCUCGUAUUUCUGCAGAUAUAUCUUUUCAUGGGACAAAACGACACUUUGACACAAUGCAAAGUAGUCUGUGUGCAUUUUAUCUAAUAGAGUUGAUUUAUUUUCCCCUCAAAAUAACUCAAAAUACAGCCAUUAAUACUGUGUAUCGAAACCACUGGCAACAAAAGUGAGUGAAAGUUGUCAGUAUUAACAUAAAGUACAACAUAUCAACUGUCAAUAUUUUGUGUGACCACCACUAAUAUACAGAACUGCCUUUACUCUCCUGAGCAUGGAGUUGACCAGAGCUUCAUAGGUUGCCACUGGAAUGCUCUUCCACUCAAUGACGACGUUGCGGAUGCCAGCAGUGCCGCUAUACUACCAGAAGAAAAUAAUCAAAUCACUGGAAAAAAAGAAGGCUACAGUGUACAAGCUUUGGCAUUUUGUGCAGAGGACCACAGAUCUGGAAUGAACUUGACGAAAUACUUAAAAUGUCUCACUGCAUCUCCAUUUUAAAGAAAAAAAAACCCUCAAAACUUGGAGUUUGACUUCUGGGGCAGGGGUGGCACAACAUGUUGAUGACCCCGAAACGUAGUGUCAGCAAUAAAAUUAACUUACAAGAAUAUUUAUGAUCGUAAAUUGACAAUGAGUGUUUUUUUCCCAUCAUUCUUGAGGGGAAUUCUAAAUCAGGCUGCUUAGGCAAUACUUUUCGCCAAGAUUGUCAUCCAUUAACGUAACAUGUUAAGAGCUAUUCAGAUAAUUAUAGCAUAAAGAACAUGCUAACAAGUUUACCAAACCAUAAGUGUUACUCCAAAGGACCAAAAUAACAUGUGAAAUGAUAUGAUAAUGUGAAUAAUUUCACACAUAAAUCGCUCCAGAGUAUAAAUCGUACCCCCAGCCAAACUAUUAAAAAAAAAACCCUGCGAUUUAUAGUCCAAAAAAUAAGGUAAUUUAAAAAAAAAAAAAAAAAAGACAGCAAAUGUGACACACAGAAUGGCUUGCUAAAAUUUGCUUAAAUAUUUUGUUCUACAUAAAGGACGUUAGCAAAGGUCGGCCCCCCACAUUUUUACCACACCAAAUCUGACCCCCUUUGCAAAACGUUUGGACACCACUGCCCUAAUCUCACCACCCAGGUCACCAGCGAGCCACCUGAGGGUGCUAUUUUUAGCCUCCGCAACUGAGCGACGUUACGGUGACAAGUCAACUUCAUGAAAAGACAAAAGCCCUCCGGGUCAGAAGAAAAAGAAGGAACAGAGCAUAAACGUGAAGAAAAACAGAGAUGCUCUUCUGAAAUAUAUUCCUUCUACCUCUGUACAUCCUGGGCCAUCUUUUACAGCGAAUUUAUCCACAUCAGCACCAAGUCCAAGCCCACCAAGUCCAGGAAAGAAGUGCACCUUCCAAAACAACUGUCAUAUGAAAGUGCAAUCGAUGCGUUUGCAUCAGUGAAGACAAGUGCCAAUUGUCAAUACGGCGGUCUUCAGGACCCAGCGGCGCUCAACUAAGGCAGCGUGUCGACCCCGCUGCAGUCAGCGACAAGCGGAGAGAGAGAACCGAGAGAGCGACCGAGCAUCUGGAGGAACUGUGACCGGCGAGGGGAGGCGGAGGACGGGGAGAGAAGAGAGAGGAAGGAAGGAAGGAGGCCCCGGGAGGACGAAACGAAAGAGGAGGAAGACAAAAACGGAGGAAAUCCCUGGACGUGGGGGGACAACGGGAGAGGAGAGAAGAGAGAGUCAUCUCAUAUUUUCUUCACUUUUUGAUUUUUAAUUGUUCUCUAAGUUCUCUGUACGCCUUAUCCUGCCUCAUUCACUAUGCCGUCCAAUGCCAUCGUGGCUGCUUUUAAAGGCUCCGACUUGACAGGAAACAGAAUGGGUGAUAACGCAAUGACAAGGACAGACACGAUGUCCGGUAUGGACGAUGACAACAUGACCAAGCCGACACGGAAACGCAAACAUCUCACGAUGGAAAGUGGCGGCAGUGGUCCCUUCCACAAGGAUAGUCUUGGGAGCCACCCAGGGUCCUUCGCGGCCCUCCACAACGGGGAUGCAGGCGGCUCCCUCAGAGGCGGACCGCCUGAUGUGGAUGCCGCAAAGCCGGAGAUGAGGGAAGCGGAGAACAGGAUCCUCAGGGAGCUUUCUUCCUCCUCCUCUUUGUCCUCCCCCUGCCGGCCAGAGGACGGUGACGCCGUCCGGGGUCCGAGCCCUAUCGAGAGGAACGAGUGCGCCACGCCGCACAAGAAGCGAGGCAGGCGGAAACUGGAGCGACCCACCAAAUAUGUCGAACAUACGGAGGAAGAUGACAGCGAAGCGAUCAAGAGUGAGGCCGAUCGCGGGAGGCUGCGAGGGGGAGUUGGCGGGGAGAUCAGCCUUCGUCAAAGGCCUGUGCCCAGAAUCACCUUCCAGGCUGGAGACCCUUAUUACAUAAGCAAACGGACACGGGAGGAGUGGCUGGCCAAGUGGAAGAUGGAGGCAGAGAAAAAGGCCAAACUGAUGUCUGCUAUGAAUGUAAUAAAGGAUCCGGACCCUGUCAAGGAAACUGAGAAAUCAGAGCACGAAAGUUUGCCACCUCAGUGUGUGCCGGCUUCUAAGCCGGUUCCGCAGCAGCAUUGUCAACCUUUGCAGCAACGCCAGCCUCCGGCGCCUCAGUGUCCGCCGCCGCAAUUGGAAGCGUCUUUGCCGCAACAUCAGCAGAAGCAGCAGCAAACGCAGCAGCCUACCGACCCGGCCUCACCUACUGUGGCCACCACUCCAGAGCCUGUUGCCAUCACAGGUGAUGAAAAGACCUCCCCGAAGGCUGCAGACACUGAACCAGAAUAUGAGGAUGAUCGCGGUUUUGUCAUUGGCGACCUGGUCUGGGGAAAGCUGCGAGGCUUCUCAUGGUGGCCGGGGCGCAUUGUGUCCUGGUGGAUGACUGGACGCAGCAGAGCCGCCGAGGGUACUAGAUGGGUCAUGUGGUUCGGAGACGGGAAAUUCUCAGUGGUUUGUGUUGAGAAACUCUUGCCCUUAAGUUCCUUCAACAAUGCCUUUCACCAACCAACCUAUAACAAGCAGCCUAUGUACAAAAAAGCAAUCUACGAGGUGCUACAGGUGGCCAGCAGCCGGGCAGGCAAAGCCUUUUCAUUGCGUCCCGACAGCGACCACACCGAAACUUCCAAAUCUGUGGAACUCCUGAACAAGGAGAUGAUCCAGUGGGCUAUGUGUGGCUUUCAACCCACUGGACCCAAAGGCCUGGAGCCACCAGAGGAGGAGCGCAACCCAUACAAGGAGGUCUACCCAGAGAUGUUUGUGGAACCGGAAGCCGCUGCUUACAUGCCGCCGCCUCCUGCUAAGAAGCCUCGAAAGAGCACCCAGGAGAAGCCCAGAGUAAAGGACAUCAUCGAUGAAGGAACGCGAGAGCGACUCAUCUACGAAGUGAGACAAAAGUGCCGAAGCAUCGAGGACAUCUGCAUCUCCUGCGGAAGUCUCAACAUCAGUCGGGAGCACCCACUCUUUGCAGGAGGAAUGUGCCAGGGCUGCAAGAACUGCUUUUUAGAGUGCGCCUAUCAGUACGACGAUGACGGCUACCAGUCGUAUUGCACCAUCUGCUGCGGCGGCCGGGAGGUGCUAAUGUGCGGGAACAACAACUGCUGCCGAUGCUUUUGCGUGGAGUGCGUGGACCUCCUAGUGGGUCAGGGCGCCGCCCACGCAGCCAUCAAGGAGGACCCAUGGAACUGCUUCAUGUGUGGCCCCAAAGGGUCGUACGGCCUUUUGGAACGCCGCCCCGAUUGGACCUGCCGCCUUCAGCAUUUCUUCGCCAACAACCACGAGCAGGAUUUCCAACCAGCAAAGCUUUACCCGCCGAUCGGCGUUGAGAAUAGGAAGCCAAUCAGAGUACUGUCGCUAUUUGACGGCAUUGCCACGGGGCUACUGGUGCUGCGCGAGCUGGGCAUCCAGGUGGAACGCUACGUGGCCUCAGAGGUGUGCGAAGACUCCAUUACGGUGGGGCUGGUCCGCCAUCAGGGUCGCAUCAUGUAUGUGGGCGACGUCAGGGGCGUUACGCGCAAACACAUCCAGGAGUGGGGUCCUUUUGAUCUGGUCAUAGGUGGAAGUCCAUGCAACGACCUUUCUAUAGUCAACCCCGCAAGGAAAGGCCUUUACGAGGGCACGGGUCGCCUGUUUUUCGAGUUCUACAGGCUGCUGCACGAGGCUCGGCCCAAGACGGGGGAAGAACGGCCUUUCUUCUGGCUAUUUGAAAACGUGGUCGCCAUGGGUGUCAGCGACAAGAGGGACAUAUCUCGCUUUUUGGAGUGCAACCCGGUUAUGAUCGAUGCCAAGGAAGUGUCAGCCGCCCACCGUGCCCGCUACUUCUGGGGUAACCUUCCUGGCAUGAACAGGUCGGUGGGUGAAUGGCCACUAACGGCCAUGUGCAAUGACAAGUUGGACCUGCAGGACUGCUUAGAACAUGGCAGAACCGCCAAGUUUGACAAGGUGAGGACCAUCACUACCAGGUCCAACUCCAUCAAACAGGGCAAGGACCAGCACUUCCCCGUCUUCAUGAAUGAGAAGGAGGACAUACUGUGGUGCACUGAGAUGGAGAGGAUUUUCGGCUUCCCGGUUCACUACACGGACGUGUCCAACAUGAGCCGACUGGCCCGGCAGCGUCUGCUGGGCCGAUCAUGGAGCGUUCCUGUCAUCCGCCACCUGUUUGCACCACUCAAAGAUUACUUUGCCUGCGCAUGAGGGGCUCCCUAAUGACCGCCAUUUUUGCGGCGUCAGAGCCAUGAGCCCCCAGAGUUGUAAGCUCGGGAAACGCUUCGGUGCAAACGUCACGAAGUUCUAGUCGUUAUUACUAUUUAAUUUUUUUAGCAGUGUUAUCAUCACCUUGAUAUGUUUUUGUGCGAGCUAUACUUGAGACUAUGCUUUCGGGGAACAGCUACUUUUGGGGGGGAGCAUACUGUACGUUUUUUUGCCGUGCUUCCGGCGUAAAGGAAUCUCUGCAAACCCCCCCCAACCCCCAAAACGCAUAUACCUCUUUGUUUACAGCUUCUGAAGGUAAUAACAUAAAAAAGGUACCACUACUGUAAUAUGGCUACAAUGCCACGGUGCUCCGCAGUGGUGUAAAACAUUGUCAAAACGAAACAAGCGUUUAAGACGCUUUUUAUCUGCUUUUCUACAAGUUCUUACUGGUGCUCAUUUCUUGCUUCACAACCCGCCUUCUCGUAGUGCACAAACCAAGCUAAAUGACAAUGUUUCCCACCACUGGAAAAACAAAAACGUCGCGUUCCAUACAGACUGACGAUUUACUGUACAUGUGAGGUGCAAAAAACAAAAAAACCUCGACAACAUGGUGCGGCUUCAUAAAUAGUCUUUCUUCUGCCUUUUUAUAUCAAUUUUCCGUGUGCUGUUGUAUCAACAUUAUAAAAGCACUUUUAUACUGUAUGUUUAUUUCCUUUUUGUAUUUGAUUUUUUAAAAUCAAGAGUGAUGUGUUUUGUUUUACUACGAUGUGAACUCCGCUGGCGCAGUGGAUUUUUUUUUGUAUACAUUAGGGCUGUGCCAGUAGUGGGGGAAAAAAAUGAAUUUUGGAAGGGAACAUAUAAAAGCUUUUAUUGUAGGACGCAUUGUAUAGUCGAGCUUCUGCCUCUGUUGUAAAGCGACGAUAAAUAGAUGUCGAGUGAAAUCCCGCCCAGAUUUUGGAAAGAUUGUAACGCGCAUUAGUUAUCUUUUCCAAACACAUCCCUUUCCCAAUUAGCUUUUAAGUAGACUUAAGCUUCCAUGAGUAAUUUAUUUUGGGUAUUUUUAACUCAUUUGAUGAAGUUAAUAUUGAUAACCUCAAGUUAACUUCAUCAAAUGAAGUCAAGUUUACUUAAAAUUUUGACCUGAAGGUGAUCAUUUUUCACAGUGUGCCACCAAAAUGCCCCCUUCCCCAUAAUCAACAUGGUUCUAAUUUCCACUUUUUUAUCAAUUAACAAAUUUUUAUCAGCUUUUUUUGUGAGAAAUAAAAAAAUCACCUUUGCGCGAGAAAACUAAUGUGUAAAUAUUAUAUCGGACGCAGCCACUAGACACGCAUCUGUUUUAGAAUCAUGUUGGUUGCGACUUAUUCAUUGGCUAACAUCGAUGACGAGUCACUGGCAGCCAAUGAGUUAACAUGGACAAAAUGUGGACAAGAUGUAAAUGUGUAAUUAUAUCGGACACACCUACAGUUCCUGACAAAAGUCUUGUCGCUUAUCCAUUUUGUAAAAACAAUUGCUAAUAACCUUUUUCAUUAUUCAAUUGGUUUCAGAAAUGGCUCAUAUGAAUGCUAAGAC
Corythoichthys intestinalis (scribbled pipefish) is the source of this 7510-nucleotide messenger RNA. Its product is annotated as DNA (cytosine-5)-methyltransferase 3A-like. The coding region runs from base 3038 to 5944 and encodes 968 amino acids. Gene Ontology annotation, molecular function: methyltransferase activity. The record is from RefSeq and is a predicted model, not a curated record. Gene Ontology annotation, cellular component: cytoplasm; nucleus. NCBI's taxonomy places the organism in Eukaryota, Metazoa, Chordata, Actinopteri, Syngnathiformes, Syngnathidae. Gene Ontology annotation, biological process: negative regulation of DNA-templated transcription. The transcript is spliced from 25 exons.